Clonostachys rhizophaga is the source of this 627-nucleotide messenger RNA. The record is from the annotation of a GenBank genome assembly. NCBI's taxonomy places the organism in Eukaryota, Fungi, Ascomycota, Sordariomycetes, Hypocreales, Bionectriaceae.
AUGAACGAGAUUCCUCGAAUGGAGAACAAGUCUCAGGGCAUGGACGUCCUGCCACCCUUGCCAGGUGAUCCGCGUGUAGCGAUGGGAGACACGAAUCAAACAAUCACAUUCAAGGAGAAUACAAGCCUCGCGCUUCAGCAGGUCCAGAAGCACCACCAGAAGCCGAGCAAGCAGGACAAGGAGUACUGCGACAAGUGGGUUCACGAAGGUGUGUGUGCCUUUACCCAGCAGGGAUGUCGGUACAAGCAUGAGAUGCCAUACGACAAGGCAACUCAGCAGUCGCUUGGUCUGUUCCACGGCCUGCCGGCCUGGUGGAAGAGGAAGCAGGCGGAGAUGCAUCGCCAGCAGGAGUCCAAGAACGCCGCGAAGCGCCGCACCUUGUCUAACCCGUACCAGGCAGGGGCACCGGCUCUUCUGGAGGCGCCUCCUCCCGCGGAUGGGGUAAAGGCCUGUUCUGUGCCUACUGCUAGUACCCCUUGGAACAGUGGCUCGUGGGAGGGGCGUGCGAGCGUGAAAGAUUUGGCGAAGCAUUCGGAUUAUGCUCUUUCGACUGGCCCGUAUCGAUGCCCUUACGGUGCCAUCCAACCACCUUCUGGAUGCCGCAAGCAGCAGUUUAGUCGGCCAUAA